GUACUGAUGAACUGGCCAUAUGAAAUUAAUGGCAAAGACACUGCUAACUUCUGGAAACUGCUGCACCUGAAGGAUCAUGAACAUCUGCCAGCAAAGGCCACAACGUGAAUACAUGAAUAGAAGAAGAAAAUUUCUUCUUGCCUCAGUUCUUGCUCUCCAAAAUUCAAGUUUUAUAUAUCCUUCAUGUCAAAAGUGCUUCUCUCGGAUAAUCUUAGUCUCCAAAAGGUCUAAUUGUCCAAAAUGUGGUUCUACUGGUGAAGCUGAAAAUGCCAGUUACAGAUACAGACUUUCCAUUAAAGUUGCAGAAUCAAAUAAAUUAUUUGGCAUUACUGUUUUUGGAAGCUGUUUAGACGCAUUUUUUGGUCUUACUGCCACUGAUUUGCAUAGAUACAUUCAGGAUUCCAGUGAAAUUCCAGGAGCACUGGAUAGGGAUGCAACUCAGAACCUAUUAACUAAAGCAGUGGAAACUUGCUUUGUUGGACAGAGCUUUAUUUUUGGAGUGACGAAUUUUGAAAAACAACAUGGGCAAGGUUCAGAUUCCAGUACCUUCUUAGAACAGUGCCUUGGCCGCAGGAGAGAAAUUAAAGAGCUACUAGCUUGCCAGAUUGUCCUACCAGACCCGAGUGUCGCAGGCUUCACUGUCAUUGACUAUUUCCGGCAGCUUUUGCAGCUUUCCAAUUUCAGGAAACUCCAUGGUGGCUCCCAGGCACCUACGAGCCACCUGCUUGCUUUAGAACACUCAAGUAGUGAUCUCAGCAGCAUGUGUAGCCUUGACAGCAGCUCUGAUUUUGUGGAAUCCCAUGGCAGAGAUAACUUUCUAAUGUCCUGGCAGUCAUCACUUGAACUCACUUCCAUUGUUUCACAGCUAACAGAUGAAGAUAAUUUUUCAGCUUCAGAACAAAGCAAGGCCUUUGAUACUCUUCACCAGAACAGAAAGUGCAUUUCCUUGGCAGAGGCCACUGGUUCAGGUGGUUGCCAUGAUGCCAUUCAGUGUUCAUGGAGCCUUGUUUCAUAUAUGGAUAAAAAGAGCACAGCACAAAAGUUAGGUGAUGAACUUGGCUUACAAGCUAAUCAGCCAAGUGGAGUACACAGCAGUCAUCAUGAAAUUGGAGUUACUGUUUCUAAUUUUUUCUCCUUGAAAAUGCAAGAGUCCCAUGAGCCAAGUAAUACAAAAUCCUUCCACAGUGCAGUAGAAAUUAAAAAGAGAAAUUCCCAGCAUGAGCUAACAGGUCAUGAUAUCAGUACUCCCUUCAGCCUUCAGGAAAGAUCUGUGUGUUGUCCACCUAUAUCACUCAGACUUGAAGAAAUAGCUAGUGGUUCCCAGGAUUAUGACCCCAAGAUUUGGGAUGAUCUGCCACUCUCUGAAAGCUUAAACAAGUUUCUGGCAGUUAUCGAAAGUGAGAUUGCUAUAACUCCGGUGGGUGCCAGCAGUAGGAAGCCUCAUCUAGAUAAUGGCAUCGAUGAAUUACAUGCAGACCUCAACAGUUUAUCUGUGACUCCCCAGGGAACUGCUGGAGCCUUGCUUACACCACCUAUAGCGUUAAGAGCAUCACAAGCAACAGUCAAAGCAAACUCUGGCAAAGGUAACUUCCUUUCCAACUGUGAAGCAAAUCCAGCUGCUAGUGUUCAGGAGUCACAACCAGAUAACACAGCAGAGGCUGUCUCUGUAGGUAGAAAUGGAAGAGAUAUUUCUGAAUGUUUUCCAGCAAAUGCUUCUCUGUCAGCUCUGUUUCCAGCUUCAAAGGGUUUAGGAACAACAUCUACUCUUAGGAAGUCUACCAGAAUUCCACCACGUAGGGCUACGAUUUCUCAUAUACACAGUACUUCAGAGAGUGACCAUUCUUGUCUCAGUAGCAAGUAUUUUAAGGGAUGUGGAGAAAAAUCACCUUUGGAAAUGAGUGAAAAGUGGAUGACGUUGUGUUCCAGGAGGUAUAAUGAUGUUUCUGACCUUUGCAGCUUAGAAAAUAAACAAUGUAGGAGAUGGCCAAAGAACCAAGGUGACAGUCUUACAAUUUGCAGGAAACUUACAUAUUCCUUAGAAGCUCUUUGCAGCAGUCCAAGUAGAAGUACAGAUGCACUGAAAGAAAUGCCUUAUGGACAUAUCAGAAAUAACUUAACACAGACCUAUGUUCCUGGUCAUGAAAGCAGCUACAAUGCUUCUGCUGAUCUCUUUGAUGAUAGUGCUAAAGAAAUGGACAUGGCAACAGAAACUACCAAAGAGUCACAGGAUGUUUUGUUACAAUGGGGAAAGUCUUCGGCAGAAAGUCAUCAUAUAGAAUCUGAUUUUUCACUGAGGUCACUGCCUGAAAACUUCAGCCAAUCUUCACAAAAAUUAUCCUUGCCAAACAUGCCUGCCUCCAUGAAUCCAAAAACAUGCUCUUCACCACAUUUUCCAUCAGAUUCAGAAAGUGAUGUUGAAGAUAGUCAGGACUUUGUUCCAUGUUCACAGUCAACUCCUAUUGCAGGAUUCCACCAAACAAGAAUUCAUGGGGUGAAAGGAGCUUUCAAGAAACUACCUUCCUUUUAUGUGGAUCUUGAUAGUAACUAUAAAGAAACAAGGAUUUCCUCUGAAAAUGAGGCACAGAAAGCCACUCCCAGGUCUCAAAAAAAUAUAAAAACACCCAGCCAGAAAUCCAAAAGCCCUGUUAUACCUGGUGUUACACAACCAGAGGUUGUCAACAACUGUUCUAUUGCUGAGUGCUUUGAAUCUGACAUUGAUGAAUGGGUCCCUCCUACCACAAAAAAAGCAUUUCUUCCCGAUAUGCUUGGAUUCCAAGCCGUUGGUCUAAGAAAAUGCCUUGCUGCCUGUAAUUCUCCUGAUCAGAACACAUUACCGAGAAAGAAACUGAAGCGUGUCAAACAAAGAACCAAUAAACGUUUCAUUAAGAAAGAGUUAAAUUUAAAGAACACGCUUACAGCAGUAGUUGCAAACCAGAAAACUCCUAACUACAGCAGUACACACUCAGGCUGGAUUUCCAAAGAGUCAGCGUUGGGACUUGGUUGUGGUUCAGAAGUCAGAUGUUGCCUUUCAUUUUCAGAAAAUUGGCCACCUUCAGUGCCUGAAACUAAAAAUGCUUGGUCUCCUGAAUUGUUUUCACAGAAAGUCACCUCACCCCAGUGGCUGAACCUUUAAAGGUUUGUUUGGAACGUUUGCCUCCACUGGCAUGGGAGGCAUUCUUCCCGUUUUAAACACUUGAAGAGACACAAAUAGAAAAGAGGUGCUGUCUUUUAAAAAUGUUUAUAAAGCAAUUGUUUUUCUGUGUUUAUCCAGAAUAUUCUGAUCUGGAUAACUUGGCACUUUAUAUUUUUGAUUGUAUGUUAGUAAUAUUGUUGGUUUUGACUGUUAAAAUUGUUUGUUAAACUCACAUGUACAUUCAGAAAUAAAGCCUUUACAAAGCAAAA
Messenger RNA from Myotis lucifugus (little brown bat), 3402 nucleotides. RefSeq names its product DNA damage induced apoptosis suppressor (gene DDIAS). Bases 77 to 3133 code for a protein of 1018 amino acids. Gene Ontology annotation, cellular component: nucleus; cytoplasm. Lineage: Eukaryota; Metazoa; Chordata; Mammalia; Chiroptera; Vespertilionidae. Gene Ontology annotation, biological process: negative regulation of intrinsic apoptotic signaling pathway in response to DNA damage. The record is from RefSeq and is a predicted model, not a curated record. The transcript is spliced from 5 exons.